Capronia coronata CBS 617.96 is the source of this 3201-nucleotide messenger RNA. RefSeq lists its product as uncharacterized. Bases 1 to 3201 code for a protein of 1066 amino acids. The transcript has a single exon. Gene Ontology annotation, cellular component: membrane. Lineage: Eukaryota; Fungi; Ascomycota; Eurotiomycetes; Chaetothyriales; Herpotrichiellaceae. The record is from RefSeq and is a predicted model, not a curated record.
AUGUCGACAACUGCGCCGGGCAAGCAACAUGCCCGCCACAGAUCGAACUUUUCUUCUAGACCUCGGUCGGGUCCAGUGCCCGGGUCGCCGUCGAGAAAGUCUUACAGUGAGCAUAGUACAGAGGGAAGCAGCCCGGUAGCUUUCGGGGACCGGUCUCACCCCAACCGUCGAUCCCGGGCCAGUUCUACCUCCAGUCAACCGGCAGCGAGGACUCCGGCGAGAUCUUUCUACCAUCGUUCGUUCCAUGGCCAGCUAGAUCCUGCUCAAUACUCUUCUUCGGCCGAACUACGGGAUCAGACUGCGGAAUUGGCUUCGUUCGCACUCUCCGACAACCUCUCCCAUCCGGGGAGCCCUUCACGAAGCCCCUCUCCGGAUCCCGAAGAUGACCAUCACCCCGAUGCCAUUCAGGAAGUGUCUGAGCCUGUGUCACGAGACGGUUCGGACCACGAUACGACCCCUACUAGCGAGCCUCGCCUUUCUGAACUGAGCAUGAUGAUUGAAAACUCUUCACAUCAAGAAGCGCCUCAUGAGAAUGGACAGAAUGGGAAGAUACCAUCAGACCGUCGAGCCACCUCCACAAGGCCAAGAUCAGAAGAUUCGAGUGAGCGGACGCCCCUUUUGGGAGACCGCAAAGCUUCGAUACAGUUUGGUGCAUUGGACGACAUUGAGCGACAAUAUCCGGGCAACGUUCAAGGUCUCCGGCAGAAAUUGAGAGCAACGGCGGGACGGGCCCGGUCGUGCGCUUAUGUCGUCUCACACCCGAAGACAUGGAGCCCGCGUGCCGUAUAUCGAGAGGUCGUUGUGCAUCCGGCAAGUCUCCUGCCGGCCGUUUUCCUAGGUUUACUUCUCAACAUCCUCGAUGCGCUCUCGUACGGAAUGAUAUUGUUUCCGUUGGGCAACCAGAUUUUCGAUAAUCUGGGCUCGGAUGGCAUAUCCAUGUUUUAUGUCAGCACAAUAGUGGCCCAAGUCGUGUAUUCGUCUGGAGGGUCUGUAUUUCGUGGUGGAAUUGGAUCCGAGAUGAUCGAAGUGGUCCCGUUCUUCCACAAAAUGGCCUUUACAAUCCUCAACAAGGUUGGAGAAGACGAUCCGAAAUCGGUCCUGGCCACGACGAUCCUCUCAUUUGCUGUCAGCGCUGUCCUCACAGGGGUGGUUUUCUUCCUGAUGGGAGCCUGCGGAUUAGGGUCUCUCAUUGGAUUCUUUCCUCGCCAUAUUCUGCUGGGCUGCAUCGGAGGUGUCGGCUGGUUUCUUGUUGCCACGGGCAUCGAGGUUUCUGCUCGCCUCCCUGGCAAUUUGGAGUAUAAUCUUGAUACUCUGAAAGAGCUGGUUCGAGGCGACACCAUUCUGCUUUGGAUCAUUCCACUAAUGCUUGCCAUCAUUCUUAACAUUGUGCAGCGAUUUGUGAAAUCAAACCUGUUGGUCGGUGGCUAUUUUUUGUCGGUCGGACUGAUCUUUUACUUUUUCAAGUUUGCCCUGGACAUUCCCAUGGAAACCUUCCAUUCGCGAGGCUGGGUCUUCGAUUCACCACCGGCCGAGAAUCCAUGGUAUCACUUCUAUACCCUAUAUGACUUCAAGGCGGUUCAUUGGGGAGCUCUGGCCGAUACCAUACCGGCCAUGUUCGCCUUGACCUUUUUCGGGGUGUUGCAUGUUCCCAUCAACGUGCCGGCGCUCGGCAUCUCCACCGGCGAAGACAACCUCAACGUGGACCGUGAACUUCUUGCUCACGGUGUGUCCAAUUGUCUGAGCGGCUUAUGCGGCAGUGUGCAGAACUACCUGGUAUAUACAAACAGUCUGCUCUUCAUGGACAGUGGCGGCAACGAUCGUCUGGCAGGCUUAAUGCUUGCCGUGGCUACGUUUGGCAUCAUGCUGGUCGGUCCAGUGAUAAUCGGUUUCAUUCCUAUCAUGGUUGUUGGGGCUCUCAUUUUCUUGCUCGGUAUCGAGCUUCUGGAGGAAGCCCUUGUUGGGACCUGGGGCAGGGUCCACAAGCUUGAAUAUGCCACGAUUGUCAUCAUCGUCGUCACAAUGGGAGUAUGGGACUUUGUGACUGGUAUACUAGUUGGCAUACUGCUCGCAGCUUUGAGUUUUGUCCUUCAAGCUUCGCGCCGAACCGCCAUCAGGGCUGAGUAUUCUGGUGCGGUUGCGAAAUCGUUGGUCCGCCGACCACCGGUACAGCUGAACUUUUUGAAAGAGACGGGUCACCAGAUUUUCUUGCUCAAGCUGGCGGGAUAUUUGUUCUUUGGGACUAUCGUUGGAGUGGAAAAUCGGAUUCGGGCUUUGCUCGCGGACGAUUCCUUCCGCGACCGACCCCUCAGGUUUUUGGUCUUGGAUAUGGCCCAGAUCAAUGGCGUUGACUUCUCCGCUGCCGAGGCCUUCACACGCAUCAAUCGCCUCCUCCAGCAACGGGGGGUUGAGUUCAUCGUGAGCAGUCUGGAUGUGGAUGGCGAGAUUGGGCAAGCUCUUCAGAAUGUCGGCCUUUUCGCAGCGGAGUCGAAUGUGGCCAUCUUUCCCAACCUCAACGUCGCACUGGAGCACUGUGAGAACGAAUUAUUGACGGCACUCUACCGGCAACAGGAGCAUCGAAAGACCAAGCGACUGUCGACUCUAGAUGUUCCUCGCAAUCGCCACCGCAGCCAGGACCUCUCCCAGUCCUACAAGGCUGAAUUCAUGGGGAGCUCGCCACGCCGAAGGUUCCUCCAUGAAGUCGCCGAGACUGCGCUGAAUGAAGAUCCCUCCAGCACGAGCAAAUGGCAGACUUUCAAGCAGCCGUUGCCGUUGUUGCUCCAGAUCUUCGCGGAUCUGAGUGACAAGAACGAAGACUUUUGGUAUCGCGCGACGCAGUACUUUGAGAAGGUGCAUUACCCCUCCGGAUCCAUCCUCUUCAAUAUCGGUGACCGGCCCAAUGGCUUCUAUAUCCUCGAGGAAGGCAUCCUACGUGCCGAUUAUGACUUACCACAAGGCAAAUUCUCCGAACUCAUUGUCGCCGGCAGGCCGUGCGGAGAGUUGCCCUUCUUUUCGCAGACGCCGCGUACAGCGACCAUGGUGGCAGAGAAGGAUUGUGUCACUUGGCAACUGGAUGGGAAGAGGUGGCAAGAAAUGCAGGCACAAGAUGCCGACGUGGCUCAAGAGUUGUUGGUCAUCACCUUGAAGUUGACGAAGGAGAGGAUGGACGCGAUUACGUCUUAUGUCUUGACCAUGGCGAGCUGA